Messenger RNA from Homarus americanus (American lobster), 2232 nucleotides. RefSeq lists its product as uncharacterized. Bases 80 to 475 code for a protein of 131 amino acids. NCBI's taxonomy places the organism in Eukaryota, Metazoa, Arthropoda, Malacostraca, Decapoda, Nephropidae. The record is from RefSeq and is a predicted model, not a curated record. The transcript is spliced from 3 exons.
UAUUCCUUGGUGUAGUGGUGGGUGUUCUCAGCCUCAGGAGGAAGUAGAGGCGCAGUGCAGACGAAACACCUUUGUUUACAUGGGUGACGCACCACAACAAACACCUACCAGAUUUUUACACCAAAUACCAAGUUUUUUAAAAGGAGAGUUUCUCGUCUGGUGGUUCUGGAAUCAAUCGCCAGCUGGAGCCACAAGACAGAGGAAGAAGAUGGAGGACGGAUCAUGUCUACGACUAUCUGACUGCCCUGAAAAUUUCGGCUUGAGGCAUCGGAAGCUUCAAGGACCAACAACACAUCUCCAUGGCAAGUUCAGACUCGACCGUACAGACCCGUCCGGUCUCGUCUACGACUCCUUUAACGGAGAAACGCCGCCGACCCGCGAUGGGCGAGACCGACGUCGUCACUUCACGUCGUGUCGUCGGGCGUACAAGCCGAGUGUAUUAGAGGACUUGUAUUUAAGUGCCCUUGUACAGUAAUCCUAUAAAAGUGGUCAUUUAUGUAAAUAUUUGUGUGUCUAAAGUCACGUUCCAUUGGUGUCGGUGGUACGGGACCUCUCAAAACUAUGACCCAGAUUCACAUUUUCCAUCCCAUACCAAAUUUUGAAUGUGUGUUUAUUUAGUUUUUCUCUAGAGUACAGUACAGUAUAUUAAUAACUUGGAGGUUCGUUUUCAAAACAUAAUUUCAUUGUUUAUUUAUUAUGAUACUCUACAAAUACUGUGCUACUUUUUAUACUUGUAUGAUUCAGUUGAGUUAAUUAAACUUUUAUUUGCAUAGUUUUGAAGAAGACUACAGUACAUAGUUUAAAUGUUUACAUAUCAACAGUGCCGUACUUUAUCUUAAGUAAUAUUUUCAGGUACUUUCUCCAUCACUGCCUAAAGUGGACCUGAACUUUUGGACCUGAUGUGAACUAGAAUGAAGUUGGCUGGAUAUAAAGUUAACUGGACCUGCAGCGAAGUGGACCUGAAGCUAACUGGACCUCAAGUAGUCUGUGGUAUUGUAUUUAAUAUUGUUGUGGUACUUUGAAUGUUAGGAAAGUUGUACAGGCAUUCCCCAGUUUGUAAGAGUACUGUGUCUUAUAAAAACCUAUGGUAAAUCGAAUCAAUAUUCCUAUAGACUCACAUUAUAAAAGCCAAGAUACUUUUCUUCAAUGAAAAAAGUUCCCCCUCAAUUAUGUAGUCUCCAAAAAGUAUUGAUAGAUUUUCUAGCGGUAAAAUUUGAAACGCUGGGUGAAAGACUUUGAUGUGAUCUCCAGUGCAUCAGCAUAAAUUGGUACAGGUACAUCCGGUCACUAUAUGAGCAACAGCCAUAGACGGCGGGUAGCGAGAGAGGGAGUCAUCCUCGCGUGACAUACAACCGUACAGUAUAUGCUUUACUAUAACAAGAAAUCCAUUAAGCUAUAUUAAUGUAUGUAUCGUGCUGGGUAGAAGCAAGGCCCCAACCGAGGAUUACAAUAAUAUCAAAAUAUACAUUAAACGGAAGAGUUUCGGAACGUCACGAGCGAGACCGAGACGUACCUCGGGGCAGACAUUUCACCAUUGUGUCGUAGUAACCGUUUCAUUCGUACCGAGUUGCAUAAUAUAGUUGUUGACGACACGUAUGAUUUAUGAGGAGUGAGUAAGCAAAUAGUAGUUGAUAUUAGAGUGAACGGCUACAGCAAUAUACACUUUAUUGGUGUAAAUGGGAUCUGCCAAAUAUUAUUGAUACGUAAAUUGUAUCGGUUUAAUGCCAAAAUAAGAUUUUAAAUCGGCGCGUCGCCGGUCGUUUCGUGUCGGGUAACCCAUCGCGAUGCCCGUGGGUUCACUCGCCCCAGACUGGCAAGUUAUCCGAGCAUUACGUAUGCCCUCGUCGCGAAGGCCAAUAAUAGCACCUCUCGUCCCGUUGUGUCUUUCUAAUAAUUCCUCUGUUCAUUUGAUGUGUGAUCCCAUUAUUGACCGGCACGGCGUUGGCGUCCAUUUACGACACACAAUGCGAAUUUGCAUAAUGCGCGAUCCGAAUCCUCGUAGGAUUUGCAUCUUUCAAAAAUACGUACAGUCGUGCGCCGGUUAACGUCCAACCGAACAACGUCCGAUCGCACAUACGUCCGUGGCCUCUCCAAAAAACACUUCCGUGACGCCUGCCGGACCACCACUCCACGACCCCCCGACGGAGACACGACGAUCCUUCCCGUACUGGCCAGAUAUUAUGUGUUAAAGGAAUAUCCUUCCUUAGGCUUUAGUAAGCAUUUUCCUCCAGG